Molecule: messenger RNA, 857 nt
Organism: Pollicipes pollicipes
Lineage: Eukaryota; Metazoa; Arthropoda; Thecostraca; Pollicipedomorpha; Pollicipedidae
Product: GTPase HRas
Exons: 5
Coding region: 291-842 (183 amino acids)
Biological process (GO): signal transduction
Cellular component (GO): membrane
Molecular function (GO): GTPase activity; GTP binding
Source: RefSeq, a predicted model, not a curated record
CCAUUGCCCGUCCACUGAGCUGCCGCGAGCGUAUCCUUGGCUCGGCAUCGGCGAGGAUCCGUGACGGCCUUCGGGUGUUGGCGAUGACUCAUUGAUGCCUAUCUGACUUGGUGGAUCGGUUGAAGCAUAAAUCCAUUGGGGUCUCCUUAGCUACCUAGCUGAUGGUUGUGUGAACUGUGAACGUGUGAUGUUACCCCCACUUGGCUCGUGAUAUCGGUGACUAACUAGCAGUUGAACAACUUUGCGCCGCACUCGUUGAAAUCUCUGAUAGUCUGGGUUGUGUCGUGUUCAUGAACCGCCCAUUGGGCACCUCAAACAACUCUGCCAAGAUGACUGAAUACAAAUUGGUGGUUGUUGGGGCUGGAGGCGUGGGAAAGAGUGCACUCACCAUUCAACUGAUUCAGAACCAUUUCGUGGACGAGUACGAUCCGACCAUCGAGGACUCGUACAGGAAGCAGGUGGUCAUCGACGGCGAGACGUGCCUGUUGGACAUCCUGGACACAGCAGGUCAAGAGGAGUACAGCGCCAUGCGAGACCAGUACAUGAGGACCGGCGAGGGGUUCCUGCUGGUGUUUGCCGUGAACAACUCCAAGUCCUUCGAGGACAUCAGCAGCUACCGGGAGCAGAUUAAGCGGGUCAAGGACGCCGAUAUCGUGCCCAUGAUCUUGGUGGGCAACAAGUGCGAUCUGGCGACGCGAGCCGUCGACAUGACCGAGGCCAAGGAAGUGGCGAAAAACUACGGCAUUCCCUUCAUCGAGACGUCGGCCAAGACGCGCAUGGGUGUCGACGACGCCUUCUACACUCUAGUCAGGGAAAUCAAACGCGAUGUGAGUGGAUGUUGACGGUGCCGCGUACAU